Microbotryum saponariae is the source of this 351-nucleotide messenger RNA. The record is from the annotation of a GenBank genome assembly. Lineage: Eukaryota; Fungi; Basidiomycota; Microbotryomycetes; Microbotryales; Microbotryaceae.
AUGCCCUCGCCUGUGGCCCAAAGGUCGUGCAAGGUCGUGCGGACUACCAUCCGAGUGGGGUUUCAUCUACGUCUCGGUCGCUAUCUAAUUUCAACGUUCUCCCAGCUGCAUAACGGUGCAAGGAUGAGACGGGGCGCGUCCCGACGCCGCAUUUAGGCCGUUUUUUUUAUUUUUACUGGGGCUCAUAAAUUGCAAUCCUUCGGGUUGGCUGGGACCGCUAGAAAAAGAGCUAAAAGAGGUUAUAAAGCAACGACGGCAAGCAAUUGGGUGAAAGUCAAACCCCUGCGCGCAAAGAGCGCUGCGCAGAUCAAAACUCGCCGAGCACCUAACGCGGACUCCAACGGGCGGUGA